AUUGGCAUAUAAACGCAAGUAAAGCCGGGAUAAUAUUAUUUUUCUUUAUCAAUUUACAAUAAAAUCCACAUAUUUGCUUCGCAAGAACAUGUUUCUAAUUUCCUCGGCAAUAAUAAAACCAUAAAGUACAUAAUCAUGGGUUUAAGGAAGAAAAAGAACAUAAUUACCUUGACAAUAUGUAUGGUAAUUAGUUUCAUACUUUAUCAACUAUAUUUCUUUCUAUCCAUUACCUCGGCUGCUAGUAGCGACAGAGUGAUUCCAGUUCACGUCGCAGAUAUAGAAAACAUAGUGCACGUGCGGGCAGAAUCUGAUAAAUACAUAAAUGACCAUGGAGUCAUUAAGGGUGUGCUUUAUUAUACGAUGCCGCAGUACAGGCCCGAUGCGAAGGAAGAGUUUAAAUGUUUGAAAUCAGAUCAGUAUAUUCCAUUUGAGCAAGUUAAUGAUGACUACUGUGACUGUGAAGAUUCCAGUGAUGAACCUAGUACUAAUGCCUGUGUAAAUGGUACAUUUUAUUGUGAUAGCCAGAGCAGUAACAAGAGGGUUGCUCCUAAUUUCGUCCCUUCCAGUAAAGUCAACGACGGAAUUUGCGACUGCUGUGAUGGCUCAGAUGAAUGGUUACAGGAAAAUGAUGUUAAAUUACUUAGUCAAGCAAAUAAAAGACAUUAUAGAUAUUAUGGAAGUAAAUGCCUUAAUCAAUGUUGAUUACUUUUUAACUAAUUAUAUUUAUGUAUAUUUUGUUUUUAACUAUGUACAACUGAAACCUCUUAUAUAUGUCAGCUAUUCCAAUAAUAUGACAAUUAGGGUUAGGUAUUUGAUUUUCAUAGAUACUAUUUGAGAUUUUUUUAGUUCUUGAUCAUAGUAUAAUAAUAUACUCCGCCUGGUACUGUCUUCAACAAGCCUACGUCAUCAUGCGACAGCGCUAUAUGAUAAUAUAUGAUAGCGCUAUAUAAAGUGGCAAUGUUAUUGUGACAUAGGCUUGUGUCACUCUGGGAAGAGAAGACCAUGUUUUAUUAGACUAUGGUUCUUGAUGUAACAGUAAAAGAACGAUGCAAAUUAUAAUAGUACUUGUACAUAAUGUAAACUAUACAUAGUCAUGCUAUGUUAAUAAAUUGUAUUUGGGUGAAUCAAUUUUUAACAUACUUUGUAAACAUGUUCCACUAAAUAUCAAAUUUUGGAAAUACUAAUAGAUUAUUUACCAUACUGCCUACAUGUUUGUCAAGUCUGACAACCAGGCCAACAAUUCAAGAAGUUUAAGCCUUUUUUUUCUAGCCUAUUUGAGUGUCCCACUGCUGGGCAAAGGCCUCUCCCCUUAAUUUCCAGUUUAAGCCCUGCAAAAGUAUUUUUUUUUCAAUGAAUAAUGGUAGAGUUAGGCCAAGAAAAGUCUGCAGCAAUUUUGAUAGCCCACAU
Molecule: messenger RNA, 1407 nt
Organism: Cydia splendana
Lineage: Eukaryota; Metazoa; Arthropoda; Insecta; Lepidoptera; Tortricidae
Exons: 1
Coding region: 136-702 (188 amino acids)
Biological process (GO): N-glycan processing
Cellular component (GO): glucosidase II complex
Molecular function (GO): protein binding
Source: RefSeq, a predicted model, not a curated record